AUGAACACGGAGCACGUUACAAAGGACCAGCGUCUCCGAGCCCGGCCAGAUCCCUCAGUCACCCGCGCUGGGAUGUACAGGAUCUCUCGUCACCUGCACCGGGAUUUUCCAGCCGCGUCCAGGGGACACCAGCGCCUUGGAGCGCACUCGCUUCCAGCCAGCGGCCACCUAACUAAGUUCAAGCGUCCCGUAUUUCGGGUUCGGUCACGCUCCGAUGCCGAAGCCCCCCAGCAGGACGCAGAAACACGGGCGAAGCCCCGCCGACGUGUCGGCUUCGCAGCUCAGAUGCUGGGCUCGCACCGCCUGGAGCCCGGGACUUGGGCUGCAGGAGGGACUGUUUGGCCAUGUUUGAGCAAGAGGGAAGUAUUCAUAAGGAAAGUACUGAAACGAGUCUAUGGUGAAACUUCUUCAUCUUCUGCUGUGCAUACUUCGAGUGGAGAAAAGGAGGCAGUUCUUGGAAACCUGGGCUCAAAAUCCAAAGGCAAGGAUUUGGAGAAUGCUCAGACUUUGUCAGCAGAUGCCAGUACAUCAGGUGAUACACACUGCAAAUCACUUCAAGGUAAUGAAAAUACAAUUCCGCCUCCAAGGAGAGUGUACACGGUGGAUCUCCCUCCUGAGGGUUAUGUUGCAAUUGCUGAAGAUAUCGAUAGUGUCUCAGUUUCUGAAAAAUCCGAGAGUGGUGCUGACUCAACAGAGGAGGAGUAUCAAGGACAAACUAAGAGAAAGCGCGUUCGAAGGAAGAAACAAAAGAGCAAUUUGCAAAACCCUAACAAUUUACAUGGAGAGCAAACAGAAUCUGGAAUUCAAAAGACUCUUGUGCAAGAGAAUUUACAGCUGCAGCAGAUAGACAGCCCCAAAAUAAGCAAAAACAAAAAAAGGAAAAUGAAAAAAAAGCGACAAAAGGAAAAAAUGAGAGCAGCUGGCUUGCUAACAAAGACUACUGGUGUAGAUUUUACAUACCAGCCGGAUAAAAACAGCAGUGAAGAAAGAGCAGACCGUAAGGACAUAGAUGAAAAGGCACAUGGAGUUCUAGACUUCUUACAGGCAACACAGCAAAUUUAUUUUGCUGACAAUAAAUCGGAAUGCAAAGAUCCAGCUGUAAAUUCAGCAGCUGUCCAAGAGUUUUUACAGUAUCUUGAAUCUCGCACCAUGGCUUCCUCAGAUGUGACUCUUCUGCAUCAACUGAAAUCCCUUGUAUUGCUACAGGAUAUUGCAAGGUUGAGGAAUGCUUUGCAAGAAUUCCAGGAACAUUCCCUGAUGCCUCCUGAUCAUAUCAAGAUAGUCUCUUCUCUGUUUCACUACUGGAUUACAGAUAUCCUUCCUGUGCAGAACAGGAAAUAAAUGGCCUGUGUCCAUGUGUGCAAGGUUAAAUGUAAAAUACAAACUCUUAUCCAAGUAGCAGUUGCUCAGGAAGAGCAGUGUCAGUAU
This is a messenger RNA of Tinamus guttatus (white-throated tinamou), 1428 nucleotides long. The record is from RefSeq and is a predicted model, not a curated record. NCBI's taxonomy places the organism in Eukaryota, Metazoa, Chordata, Aves, Tinamiformes, Tinamidae.